AUGAAGAUGACCGCGCUCGCCGUGCUCGCGGCCGCCGCCGUCGUCGCGGCGGCCGCGAUCCUAUCCUCCCCGGACGCCCGGAGCGACGUCGCGGUGCUGGAGAUAGGCGGUGGCGACAACGGCCGCGUGGAGCUGGUCCCCGUGGACGCCGGCGCCGCGGGGCCCGAGAGCCUGGAGUUCGACGGCGGCGGCGGCGGCCCGUACGCGGGCGUGUCGGACGGGCGCGUCCUUCGGUGGGUCCCCGGCGAGCGGCGGUGGGAAGAGCACUCGUCCUCCUGCGCGCCGGAACUGCUGGACAGCUGCAGGGGCUCCCAGGACCCGGGCCGUGAGCACGAGUGCGGGCGCCCACUGGGCCUCAAGUUCAACCACGACACCGGGGAGCUCUACGUGGCCGACGCCUACCACGGCCUCCGCGUCGUCUCGCCGGACGACGACGACAAGGUGUCGAGGCCGGUGGCGCCGCAGUGGUGGCAGGGCACCGGCCGCGCCUUCAGCUUCGCCAACGGCGUCGAGGUGGACCCGGACACGGGCGCCGUCUACUUCACCGAGACGAGCACGAGGUUCCAGAGGAGGGAGUUCCUGACCAUCGUCAUCUCCGGCGACACCACGGGGCGGCUGCUGCGGUACGACCCGAAGAGCGGCGACGGCGAGGUGGAGGUGCUGGUCGACGGGCUGGCGUUCCCCAACGGCCUCGCGAUGAGCAGGGACGGGACGCACCUGCUGCUGGCGGAGACCACGACGGGGAGGAUCCUCCGGUACUGGCUCCGGCCGGUGGCGAAGGCGCAGGCGAUCGAAGAGGUGGCGCGGCUGCCGUGGUUCCCGGACAAUAUCAGGAUGAGCCCUCGGGGAGGCUUCUGGGUGGGGCUCCACGCCAGGAGGGGCAAGCUCGCCGAGUGGUGCAUCUCCUACCCGUGGCUCCGGCGGCUGGUGCUGUCGCUGCCGACGCGCCAUGUCCAGCGCGCCUCGUGGAUGCUCAGCCGGCUCGGGCGGCAGGUGAUCGCGGUGAGGUUGAGCGAGGAGGACGGGAAGGUGAUGGAGAUGGUCAGCGUUCAUGGGGAUCUUCAGAAGACGUUCAGGUCGGUCAGUGAAGUGGACGAGAGGAACGGCAGCCUCUGGAUUGGCUCUGUCAUGUCGCCGUUUCUUGGAGUGUACAAGUUGUAG
This is a messenger RNA of Miscanthus lutarioriparius, 1161 nucleotides long. The record is from the annotation of a GenBank genome assembly. Lineage: Eukaryota; Viridiplantae; Streptophyta; Magnoliopsida; Poales; Poaceae.